Messenger RNA from Haliotis rufescens (red abalone), 2159 nucleotides. Its product is annotated as putative transporter arsB. NCBI's taxonomy places the organism in Eukaryota, Metazoa, Mollusca, Gastropoda, Lepetellida, Haliotidae. The record is from RefSeq and is a predicted model, not a curated record. Gene Ontology annotation, biological process: transmembrane transport; arsenite transport. The coding region runs from base 266 to 1723 and encodes 485 amino acids. The transcript has 3 exons. Gene Ontology annotation, cellular component: membrane. Gene Ontology annotation, molecular function: arsenite transmembrane transporter activity.
GCGACAUUCGCGAUACCAGGUGUUACUGUCUUGUGACAUAGAUUAUACAUGCGUUCUUCAACUGAGAAGCGCAUGUUUCACUCAUGCUCGAAGUAGCUGUACAGCAUGUGUGUCUACAGAAGUAACUGGUCCUUAUGUGUGUAGCCUGUAGUCCCAUAGCCUUUACAAAUUCAAGGUCAGUAGUGCACAGCUAUAAUAUGGAAGUGACCCCUAACUUUGGUUGUCAACGUUGUUGAAGACUUUGUGUACUCAUAUGCUAUAGACCAUGGCAUCGUCGCCCGAACUCUCUACUCUAAAUUGCUCUGCAUUUGACAGUAACACAACGCUGAACUUUACUCUACCCCCGCUGGAUUACUCUCUUGCGGACACAUACAAAGUUGUGGCAGGAUCCCUUGUGUUCCUGUUCAUCCUGCCCUUUGUCCUUUUCGAGUUCAGCUUCUUCCCAAUUGGCGCCUCCUCCGCCAUACUGCUGGGUGCCGUCCUCAUGGUGGCAACAACUGUACUGAACCAGAGAGACUUUUAUGACAUUAUUGGAGAAGACGGAAACUUGCGGACAAUAUUCCUUCUCCUUGGUAUGAUGAUUAUAUCCCAGUACUUUGAACGAGAACAUAUCAUUCACAAAAUGAUGAACAAAAUGUUGAAGAACGAUAUAUCCUUCCCCGGCUAUUUAUGGAGAGUUAAUAUGUUGUCCUUCAUAGUGGCUGCAUUGUUCACCAACGACGCUGCAUGUAUCAUACUGACACCACUGGUUCUAAGGCACUGGUGCUCACAGGAUAGACCAACUGUUGAGCUGGAGACCCUUACACUAGCAAUAUCAACAUCAGCAAACAUUGGAAGUGUCAUUACCAUAUUCGGUAAUCCUCAAAUGGCAUUGAUAGCGUCAACAACCGAGGAACCUGUAUUCCUUAAAAGUCAGCUUGAUCUCCAGCGCAGCAUUACUUACCUCGGUAUUCCGGCAGUCAUAGGCUACUUCCUCAACUUGGCCUUCCUAGUUGCUCACUUCCAGUUGAAUGCUUCCUAUAGGCUCUGUAACAAACCAGUCGCUUUAGCAGUUGAGGUAGAUGCCGCGUCGUCAUCAGAGGCAGAUGUCAAGGGAAAGAGCAGGGUCUUUCUUUGGCUGCCUCUCCUUGUACUGAUCGUCAUGUUGGUGCUUUUUUUUGUUAAGACAGACGACUUCCGGUUUGAUAUAGGUAUUCUUCCAAUGGCGGCUUCUGCUUUAAUAAUGACAGCAGACGCCGUAUUGAACAAGACCAACCCAAGCCGCCUGAUAAUGAAAGUAGACUGGAACGUCAUCCUCAUGUUCUUCGGUAUUUUCGUGUGGCUGGGUGGGGUAAACGCCACGCGAGUGCCACGUUAUGUGUGGGAGGCUAUUGGUUUAGCUGGUCAUCCUAUCAAUGAUGCUAAGACAAUUGCAACAUUUUCGGCGUUUGUUAUCUUUGGGUCUAACAUUUUCAGCAACGUGCCCUUGACGAUCAUCGUUUUAGAGCAGUUGCAACCGUGUGCCGAUCAGCUGGAGCUUGUGCUAUACCUUGCGUGGUGCUCUACCAUCGCCGGCAACCUCACACUCUUCGGCAGUGUGGCAAACAUUAUCGUGGCGCAGAAAUCCAAGCAAACCCUGAAUAUUCCCCUCACGUUCUGGACAUUCUUCAAAUACGGCUUUUUGACGACACUUAUUAUUACUGUACAGGGCAUAUUUAUCAUCUAUGGACUCUUGCGGCUAUGAUGGCUCACGUCAGGAUUGUAUGUUCAUAGAACGCGCUCGUAUCACAACAAGGAACUAGCAGACAUGUUAUUAUCACAAGAAAAUCCAAGUCAUGAUCGUGGAUGAUUGUCACCUGUGUUAGUAGUAGUUAGCCUAGUGUUUGCCUCACUUUCCUACAUUCAUUUUGUAAACAUGUAAUUUCAGUCCUGAAUGAUUCCAUUUGUUUUGUUUUAUUUAAACAUAUUUUAUUCAGAUUGUAAUAGAUUGGGAACAAGUUAACCAACUUAGGACUCCCUCUCCAUGGUAUUUACAAAGCUUGUACAGUAAAUCUAUACAAGGAAAACAGAAAAGAAGAUGAGUGUAAAGAUAACAAGAAAUGUACAAAAGAGAGACUAGUAUAUGUACAUUAAAGUGUUACCCAAAUCUCUUUGUAUGACUUAUAAACAUUUGCACUGCU